Molecule: messenger RNA, 1715 nt
Organism: Nymphaea colorata (pocket water lily)
Lineage: Eukaryota; Viridiplantae; Streptophyta; Magnoliopsida; Nymphaeales; Nymphaeaceae
Product: protein trichome birefringence-like 34
Exons: 5
Coding region: 205-1467 (420 amino acids)
Cellular component (GO): Golgi apparatus
Molecular function (GO): O-acetyltransferase activity
Source: RefSeq, a predicted model, not a curated record
UUUUCAAAAUAUGCCAGCAGCAUCAUAUUCCCUGCGCUCCAAUUGUUAAAGGCAUCCUUUGAAGUGCUGGAUCGUCAUCAAUUUAGUAUUAAGUAAUUGGAGGCUUCGACUGCAAAAUCUUUGUUCAGUUUGGUUUGUUAGGUGUUGUCUCUUGCUUAUAGGAAUAUGCCCUCUGGCAUGAAGAGAAGGUGAAGGCAACCAGUGAUGGUGAUGGGGAAGAGGCUGGCAAUGAAGUCGCCGUUGCUAGGCAUCAACAAGCUAUGGGCAGCAAGGAAAGGUCUCAAUUCUCUGCUGCUCUUCCUCAUCGCAGCCUCCGCUCUUGCCAUAGUUGCCGCCAUCUGCAGGCAGGGAGCGGCUGUUACUGAAAGUUCAUUGUCCAGAGAAGGAUCCUUUGGAGCACGCCGGAAAUGUGAGCCGUCCUCCGGCAGAUGGGUCUUUGACAAUCAAUCCUAUCCUCUGUAUCCUGAAAGAAGGUGCUCUUUCAUGUCCGAUCAGUUGGCCUGUGAGAAGUUUGGGAGGAAGGACCUGAGGUACCAAAAUUGGAGGUGGCAGCCCCAUGACUGCAGCCUUCCCAGGUUCAAUGGCACAAGGAUGAUGGAGAGGAUCAAGGGGAAGAGGCUGGCGUUCGUUGGGGACUCAUUAAAUAGGGGACAGUGGAUAUCAAUGCUGUGUCUCUUGGAGACUUCGGCAGGCCUUGCUAAGAGCCCUAUGAUCUUCAGCGGCUCUCUCACGACUGUCAGAUUCAAGGAAUAUAAUGCAUCAGUUGAAUUCCACUGGUCUCCUCUCUUGGUUGAGUCCAACUCGGACGAUCCAAUAAACCAUCGAUUACCAGAAAGAAUUGUGCGCCUUGAAUCGAUAGAGAAACAUGCACAGCACUGGACGAAUGCUGACAUCCUGAUCUUCAAUUCCUACCUGUGGUGGAGAAGAGAUCCCAAAAUGAAGGUCAUAUGGGGUUCCUUUGAGAGCGAGGAGAAGGAAUAUGAAGAAAUAGCAAUGCUCACCAGCUUCAAGAUGGCACUUAAGACAUGGGCAGCAUGGUUGCACUUACAUGUAGACCCCGUCAAGACACAAGUCUUCUUUGUGACCUUGUCCCCCACACACCAAUCGUCCAGAGAGUGGGACUUGGACAGUGAAGGAAACUGUUAUAACCAGACCGAUCCCAUCAACAAAGAAGGGUACUGGGGUCGGGGCUCAGACAGGGCGAUGAUGAGAGCCGUGCAGGAGGCUGUAGACCAACUCAAAGAGAGCAAACCUGAGCUAAGCAUUGCCAUUAUCGACAUCACCCAGCUCUCAGAGUACAGGAAGGACGGCCACCCUUCCAUCUACCGGAAGCAAUGGGAGCCAUUGACGCCGCAGCAGCUCCUUACCCCAACCUCCUUUGCCGAUUGCAUCCAUUGGUGCCUUCCAGGCGUGCCUGAUGUUUGGAACGAGCUUCUCUAUGCAGCCCUCUUCCCAUCUCCUCUAUAACCAUACACCAUAUUUGCUUCUAACCCACUCAUGAAGGCUUGAGUGGUGUCUUCUCUUUUUUUUUUUUCAUCUCUUUAUUAUCUUGGUUCAUUUCUUCACUAUUUGUAAGUAUCUUUUUUACCGAUCUUUAAUUUUGUUUGUAUUUUUUACUAGAAAAGAAUAUUUCAAUAAUACAACAUUUCUUUUUUAGUGUACGGACAGAUCAAUAAUAAAAUUUGCAUAGAGUUUAUGGAAAUGAUACCCCUUUA